GGUCAGCACACACGCCGUGUUCAGGCAAUGCCAUGUGCCCACAUGCUUUCAUUUGAAGGACUUAACAAAAUUUUGUGGAAAAAACAUAACCAGAACAAGAAGUGAACAUUAACAGCAACAGCCAGAAGACUUAAACCAAAGUAACGGAGAAGAAGACACACAGUUUGAGCAGAAAACACCGAAACAAUGAAGGAAAACAAUGAUGGGUUCGUGAGAGCGGAUCAGAUUGAUCUCAAAAGUUUGGAUGAACAACUCGAGAGACACUUGAAUAGAGCAUUGACUAUGGAGAAGACCAAGAAAAGAAAUUCUGAUGAUAAUAUUCUGAUUACGGCGGCUGCCACCGCAACCCCCAAUACUUUUAAGAAGCAACAAAGACAAGACUGGGAGACCGAUCCUACUAAACUCAUCAUCAAGAGUGUCAUUGCUCGUGGCACCUUCGGCACUGUCCACCGUGGCAUCUACGACGGUCAGGAUGUCGCUGUUAAGUUGCUUGAUUGGGGAGAGGAGGGCCAUCGGACAGAAGCUGAGAUUAGCUCGUUAAGGUUAGCUUUUACACAAGAAGUCGCUGUCUGGCAUAAACUUGAUCAUCCUAAUGUUACUAAGUUUAUUGGGGCAACAAUCGGCUCAUCGGACCUACAAAUACAAACUGAUAAUGGUCAAAUUAGCAUGCCAAGUAGCGUAUGUUGUGUUGUUGUUGAAUAUCUUCCUGGGGGUGCUCUGAAAUCUUACCUCAUAAAGAACAGGAGAAGGAAACUAGCUUUCAAAGUGGUUGUGCAGCUAGCACUUGAUAUUGCUAGAGGGUUGAGUUACCUUCAUUCACAGAAGAUUGUUCACAGAGAUGUAAAGACAGAAAACAUGCUGUUGGACAAGACACGUGCUGUAAAAAUUGCUGAUUUUGGUGUUGCUCGUGUCGAAGCUUCAAAUCCUAAUGAUAUGACUGGAGAGACAGGAACACUUGGGUACAUGGCUCCUGAGGUUCUCAAUGGCAACCCGUAUAACAGGAAAUGUGAUGUCUACAGUUUUGGCAUCUGUUUAUGGGAGAUAUAUUGCUGUGACAUGCCAUAUCCUGACCUUAGUUUCUCAGAAGUCACCUCAGCUGUGGUUCGCCAGAAUUUGAGACCAGAGAUCCCAAGAUGUUGCCCAAGUUCUCUAGCAAAUGUAAUGAAGCGGUGCUGGGAUGCUAAUCCUGAUAAACGGCCUGAGAUGGAUGAGGUAGUUUCAAUGAUGGAGGCCAUUGACACAUCAAAGGGUGGUGGUAUGAUCCCUGUUGAUCAGGCUCAAGGUUGUCUCUGCUUUAGAAGGUACCGAGGGCCUUGAAGCAGAUGAAGGGUUGAGGUGUUUUUAAUAUCCGAGAGAUCCAAAAAAUAUAUGUGCGAGGAAUGAAAAUGAAUUAGCAUAUAAAUGGAAAGAAGAGGAGAGUGGUGAGUACAGCCCGUGGACCUGCACUACAUCUCACUUGAUUGAAUAGUGUAAAGCUUUUCUAUUGUUACUCUUUUUUUUUUUUUUUUUUUCUUUUUGGGGUUCCAGAGUUGUGUAUUUAUUUGACUUGCCAGUGCCAGUCUGGUGAUGGAUUGGCCUUGCCUACUUCCUGUAAGAUAACCCUUUUUAUAUGCCAAUUAAUAAACAUUAUUGUGAUGAUUUAA
Pistacia vera is the source of this 1643-nucleotide messenger RNA. Its product is annotated as serine/threonine-protein kinase STY13. Gene Ontology annotation, cellular component: plasma membrane. Gene Ontology annotation, biological process: protein phosphorylation. The coding region runs from base 187 to 1317 and encodes 376 amino acids. The record is from RefSeq and is a predicted model, not a curated record. The transcript is spliced from 6 exons. Gene Ontology annotation, molecular function: protein kinase activity; ATP binding. NCBI's taxonomy places the organism in Eukaryota, Viridiplantae, Streptophyta, Magnoliopsida, Sapindales, Anacardiaceae.